UUUAAAUAUGAGCCAACCCCGGUAUGACAUGAGCAGCAAGGCUCUGUCAGUCCCAAAAUUAUCCAGUGCGAUGAGGAAGAUUCCAAAAGGACCGAACAAAAAAAGUAUGAUGAAAAGAAGCGGAACCCGCAAAACAAUUACAAACAAAGCAAGCAAUCUAGACUCAGCUACUAAGCUUACAGUUCAUAGCUCUCGCAACUGUAGCAGCAAGAGAUUUAGGACUAUUAGUUCCAAGAAGAAAUCUAAGAAGAGAUGCCGAGGAGGGAGCGACUACAAAACUCAAAAGAGAGAGAUGAUGAAAUCUAUACAAAACUCAGACAGCUUCGCUCUCAAUGGAAGCUGUUCAAGCAAAACUAAGACAAAUUAUUCAAAAAUCGAUAAUGACUCUUUCAAAAAUAACUCUGCUGAGUUGAUAAAUGCUCAUGGGAUUCCUAUGCACAAUCUAAGAGAGCUAAGUUUGACUGAUAAUGGCUCUUUGAACAAUGUUAGCAGGGAUGUCAGAGUUCUUGAUACAUCCAAAGAUAUCAGCAUCAACGAUUGUAUCAAAUUUUCAGAUCCAAAUUUAUCUUCAAUUGAGCAACCUAAUACUUUGAACAUUCAGAAUCAAGCAAAUAUGUUCAGGAAUGCCCAUAUGAUUGGCUCUAGUCAACAAGUCAGGGAUACUUUAGAGAAAGUUAAUAAUACUUAUACAUAUGAUAGCAAUCAGAGUUUGGGAGUCUGCUCUUCCGGAACUGCACAAAACCCAAUUAGGAUAGAAGAUAUCCCCAGCUCUGGCGGAAAAUUAAACAACACAGGGAAAUUUGCUAUGAUCAACCCCUUAAUGGAAGAAGCAGAGCUCAAGCUAGGCAGGCCUCUCUUAGAUGAUGCCAAAAAUGUGCUUAAUGCCUUUAAUAAAACAAUGGGCUCCAUAAAUGAUCUGCUUUGAUCACGAUGGGAAGACUUGCGCCAAAAGUUCAUAAGCACUUGUAAUAAUUUCCAGACAGACGAAAUCAUCAACAUUAUGCUUGAUGAUACAGAAUCACAAAAGUACGUUGCACAAAGGAUGGAGGAGAUUCUUUCAGAAGAUUGGGCUGCUGAGCGAGAAGCGACCAUAAACCAGCUCACGAAACAAAUAGGCAUGCUUGAGAUGAAGAACAACUUAUUUUCCUCACAAUUUGAUCCUAAGAAUUGAUCUAUAUCUGAGGCUAACAAGAUGAAAGUACUUCAAGAUUUGCUAGAUAGCAAGCACAGUGAGGUAAAUUCUCUUCAGAAGAACCUGAGCAUUAAAAACAAAGAGAUAUCCAUGCUCAGGGCAUACCAAGAAGGCAGAUCCAAGAAGGCAGGAAGCACUCAAGAGUCUCUAAACCUAGAGUACAAAAGGAUGUACGAAAGUGUUAUAGCUGAAAAAGAACAGCUCCAGAAUCUUGUAACAAGUCUACAGAAAGAAGUUGGCCAGAGAGAACAUUCCCUACAAAGAUUUGAGCAACGUGAAAAAGAAUUGAGAGAGAGUAUCAGCAAGCUUGAGUCUAAAGUUAAUGAGCUGACUAAAACUAAUGUAACUCCUAUAAACUCUGAAAGUGCAAUCCAAAUGUUCCAUAAAAGAAUUAGACAACUUGAAGAAGAUAGAGACAACAAUUCUGAUGAAGAAAAAGAACUUGCUAGGACUAAAAACAAAGAAGAAACAGAAAAUUACAUCAAAAAGCUUAAAAAUACUCUAAAAAUCUACAAAUCUCGCAGUAAAGACUUUGAAAAACGAAGCAUCGAACUUGAGUGCAUAAACAUCGCUCUCCAAAAAGAGCUCUCUUCUGCCCAAGCCUCCGCUCAGAAAGUCCAGUCACUUGAGUCCCAAUUGUCCGAGCUGCAGCAGUCUCAUCUGCUUCAGACAGAGCAAUUUAAGCAAUCGACUAAAGACCUUCUCCGUAAAAAGAAGCAGAAGUACAUAACCAAAAUCAAAAACCUCGAACAAAAGUUCAUAGAUCUCUGUGAAGCCCAGAUGAGUUCCAUUCAAGAAAAUCUUAAGAACAAAACUGAGCACGAGCUGGGGUCAGAACUUAUGAAGAAAGAACUUGAGCUUCAAAGCUUACAACAAAGAGUCGAUGAAGAGUACAUAUUAGUGACAGAGCAUGAAGAAAUAGUCAAUGACCUUUUUGAGAAAGAGAAAGAUAAGCGCCAAACAGAGAUAGAACAACUUUGUGAUAAUUUUGAGAAGGAGUUCAUUCAAGCUCAAGAAGUCACUGAAGAAGAAAGGAUUAAGCCACUUGAGCAACAAGUCAAAGAAGAAAGAGAGCACAGAGACUGACUGGAUAAAAGGGUUCUACAGUUAGAAACAGAACUAGCUGUUUGAAAAGAGAAUUUAAAUGAUGUCAAAGCUGAAAAUUCCAGAUGAGCAGGCGACCUUUCAAAGGCAUACCAAGCUAAUUCAGUAGAGAUUUCAAAUUAUGAAGCUGACAUUAGUAAAUUACAUCAUAAAUUGACUGACAAAGAGAAGGAAUUGCAUAAACUUGAGAUGAAAGUUGAGAAAUAUCAGACUGCUACUACUGAAACUGAGAAAUCUACCAGGAAUAAGAUCCUAUUACUCGAAAAUACAGUUUCCUCAAUGAAGUCGAAGCAUAAGCAAGCAGAGGAAUCUUUGCUUACAAAGAACACUGAUUUAACUCAACAAGUUCUUGCUUUGAAGGAUGAAUUAUCAAAUUACGAAAGAGAGCUUGACAAAAAUAGAGCUGAAUUUGAUACUCUUAUUGAAAAAUAUGAAGACCUAAGCACCUCCCAUCAAUGCUUAGCCAAAGAAAAUAAUGAUGCUGAGGAGUACAUAACUUCCUUAAAAUCCCAGCUCCAAAAAUUUAAGACAAACAGAAGGAACCUAGCCAAGGAUAUUAAGCAAGCAGUUGGUGUAAAAUGUACCCAAAUGAGGGAAGAACUAACUUUCUUAAAGAAGCUUGUGUCUGAAGAGAUUAAAUUCAUGUACAAAUAUGCUGACGGAAACUACAAUGAUGUCUGUAACGAGGUCAAGAAGAUGAUCAACCACAACCAAGAAGUCUAUCUCAACAACACUAAGACCAUCGAGCUUACUAAAGAGAAGCAAUAUCAAUCCGAAAUUCAGCAGAUGAAGCAAGAUUUUGUAGAGAAACUUCAUGAACUCAAUGAUAAAUGUGAUGAAGCCCAGGUCAAAGAGAUCACUCUGAAGAAGUCUCUUGAUGAACAGAAAGCUGAUAAUACAGAGCUGGCUAACCAAGUUGAAGACCUUAAGUCAAUAGUCUCAAUUAAAGAGCUCAGUAUGGAGAAACUUAAAGCUAAAAUGAAGACCUGUGAAGAUAUCCUGGAGAGAUACUUUGCAAGCAUUCCUCUUGAGAAUACCUCUCUUGAAGACUUCUCCAAUUUUGAUCUGAGUGUUAAGCUUACUAAGCUGAAUGAUAUGACGAAGCAGCUUAUAGAGAAGCAUAAACAAGAGAUGGAUACUCUGAAUCACCAAAACCUCGACCAGCUUGAGUCAACAAAGCAGUCAUAUGAACAGAGGAUUGAGUCUUUAUACAUCGAAUCAGAGACAAAAGACACCCAAAUCUCUGAUUUGAAAGACACGAAUCUUGACUUAUCCCAAUCAUUAGCCCAUUUAGAGGAGCAGAUGUCAUCAGCUUACGACCAAAUUUCCAAAAUUCUACUGAGUCACAACAUAGGGCCGAACUCUGAAGAGAGAAUAGAUGAUAAGAUUUACUCUCUAAGUCUUAUUAUAAUCGAGAAAGAGCAGGCCCUCCAAAAAUACAAAGAGAUGAACUCCCAGAAGGAAGAGGAAAUCACAAAGCUUACACAGAGAAGUCAGAAGAUCAUCCAGGAAAGCCUCCGCAGGGAAGAGAUUAUCAAAGAAAAUACACAGAAAGUACUCCAGGAAAGCAACAAUUUGUUGAUGAAUAAGAGACAAAUGAACGACGAAAACACAAAAUCCCUCCAGAGGCUGCUGAAUAAGCUCGAAAUUAAGCAGAAUGAAAGGUCCUUGGAGAGGUCAAGUUUUGAUAGAAGGGAUAGAAUGUCCCCAAUAAGAAGUAAAGCAAGUAUGGAACUAAUAGAUGAAAUCAAAAAGGCUGUCACCCCAAAUCUUCCAAGGGGGAAGUCUAUUCUCCAAGAUAGCCCUGGAUUCGGUUCCUUCCCACCGCCUCCAAUCACCGGUAAGGAGAAUAUAUCCAAAAUGAACCUGAGUGAGCUAAAUUCUGAGAAAUAAUUCAACUGA
Molecule: messenger RNA, 4198 nt
Organism: Moneuplotes crassus
Lineage: Eukaryota; Ciliophora; Spirotrichea; Euplotida; Euplotidae
Source: the annotation of a GenBank genome assembly